AAUCUGCUUCCGGCCUGCGAGCUCAGUGUUCCGCUCUUUGUGGGCCGGGUGGGUUUCCUACACUGGUUUCGUCUGCCUGGUUCAUCUGUGUGCAAUGGCUCCGGACUCGGAUCCUUUCCCUGAAGGGCCGCUCUUAAAGCUGCUACCCUUAGACGCUAGAGACCGGGGCACCCAGCGCUGCCGCCUGGGCCCGGCCGCCCUCCACGCCCUGGGCGCGCGCUUGGGCUCGGCAGUGAAGAUCUCGCUACCCGACGGGGGCUCCUGCCUCUGCACUGCCUGGCCUCGGCGGGACGGAGCUGACGGCUUUGUGCAGCUGGACCCGCUGUGCGCGAGCCCCGGGGCGGCGGUCGGGGCGUCGAGAUCCCAGAGGAGUCUCAGCCUGAAUCGCCUCCUCCUAGUGCCCUGUCAGCCCCUGCGGCGCGUCGCCGUGUGGCCGGUGUUGCGAGAGCAGGCAGGCGCGCCCGGUGCUCGGAAUACAGCCCCGGUGCUGGAGGCGGCGCAGGAGCUGCUGAGAAACCGACCGAUCUCCCUGGGCCACGUGGUGGUCGCUCCGCCGGGCGCUCCUGGCCCAGUGGCUGCCUUGCAUAUCGUCGGCGGGACGCCCAGUCCCGAUCCCGCUGGGCUGGUCACCCCUCGUACUCGCGUCAGCCUUGGCGGGGAGCCUCCGUCGGAAGCCCAGCCGCAGCCCGAGGUUCCCCUGGGAGGUCUUUCGGAGGCGGCCGACUCGCUGCGGGAGCUCCUCCGCCUCCCGCUCCGCUACCCCCGCGCCCUGGCCGCGCUGGGCUUAGCGGUGCCUCGCGGGGUGCUCCUGGCGGGGCCCCCCGGAGUGGGCAAGACCCAGCUGGUGCGGGCCGUGGCGCGCGAGGCGGGCGCGGAGCUGCUGGCAGUCAGCGCCCCGGCGCUGCAAGGUUCCCGGCCUGGGGAGACCGAGGAGAACGUGCGGCAGGUCUUCCAGCGCGCCCAGGAGCUGGCCAGCCGCGGACCCAGCCUCCUCUUCCUGGACGAGGUGGACUCCUUGUGUCCCCGGCGGGGCGGUCGAGCACCCGAGAGCCGCGUAGUGGCCCAGGUGUUGACGCUGCUGGACGGCGCCAGUGGGGACCGCGAGGUCGUGGUUGUGGGAGCCACUAACCGGCCGGACGCUCUAGACCCAGCGCUGCGUAGACCCGGGAGAUUUGACCGAGAGGUGCUCAUUGGGACUCCCACACUUAAACAAAGAAAGGAAAUUCUGCAAGCAAUUACCUCAAAGAUGCCCGUCUCCAGUCAUGUUGAUUUGGGCCUUCUUGCAGAAAUGACAGUUGGCUAUGUUGGUGCCGACCUGACAGCACUCUGUAGGGAGGCUGCCAUGCAUGCCCUCCUUCACAGUGAGAAGAACCAGGACAAUCCUGUGAUUGAUGAAACAGACUUCCUUGAAGCUUUUAAAAAUAUUCAGCCCUCAUCAUUUCGAAGCGUCAUUGGAUUGAUGGAUAUCAAGCCUGUUGACUGGGAGCAGAUUGGUGGCCUUGAAGAUGUAAAACUGAAGUUAAAACAGAGCAUUGAGUGGCCUCUGAAAUUCCCUUGGGAAUUUGUUAGAAUGGGCCUGACACAACCAAAGGGAGUUCUCCUCUAUGGGCCCCCUGGAUGUGCUAAAACCACUCUGGUGAGGGCCCUGGCCACAAGCUGUCACUGCUCUUUCGUUUCAGUGAGUGGAGCUGAUCUGUUUUCACCGUUUGUUGGAGAUUCAGAAAAAGUCUUGUCUCAGAUAUUUCAACAAGCAAGAGCAAGCACUCCAGCAAUUGUGUUUUUGGAUGAAAUUGAUUCAAUCUUGGGAGCUCGCUCAGCCAGCAAGACCGGAUGUGAUGUUCAAGAACGAGUUCUUUCUGUUCUCCUGAAUGAAUUAGAUGGUGUUGGACUUAAGACAAUAGAGAGAAGAGGAAGUAAAUCAAGUCAACAGGAGUUUCAAGAAGUUUUUAACCGAAGUGUCAUGAUUGUUGCAGCAACAAAUAGACCUGAUGUGUUAGAUACUGCUUUGUUACGACCUGGAAGAUUAGAUAAGAUCAUCUAUAUCCCACCUCCAGAUCACAAGGGCAGGCUUUCUAUUUUAAAAGUCUGUACAAAAACCAUGCCAAUAGGGCCUGAUGUCUCCUUAGAAAACCUAGCAGCAGAAACCUGUUUUUUUUCUGGAGCUGAUCUUAGAAACCUCUGCACAGAAGCUGCUUUGCUGGCUCUGCAAGAAGAUGGACUAGACGCAACUACAGUGAAACAAAAGCACUUUCUAAAAUCACUUAAGACUGUAAAACCGUCAUUAAGUCGCAAGGACUUGGCUUUAUAUGAAAACUUAUUUAAGAAAGAAGGAUUUUCUAACUUGGAAGCUGGACUGUACUGCCGUGAUCUCAGCUCGCUGCAACCUCCCUGCCUCGGGCUCCUGUGAUUCUCCUGCCUCGGCCUGCCGAGUGCCUGGGAUUGCAGGCGCGCGCCGCCACGCCUGACUGGUUUUUGUAUUUUUGGUGGAGACGGGGUUUCGCUGUGUUGACCAGGCUGGUCUCCAGCUCCUGGCCCUGAGUGAUCUGCCCGCCUCGGCCUCCCGAGGUGCAGGGAUUGCAGAUGGAGUCUCGCUCACUCAGUGCUCAAUGUUGCUCAGGCUGGAGUGCAGUGGUAUGAUCUCGGCUCGCUACAACCUCCACCUCCCAGCCACCUGCCUUGGCCCCCCAAAGUGCUAAGUUUACAGCCUCUGUCCGGCCACCACCCCGUCUAGGAAGUGACGAGCUCUGCCUGGCCGCCCAUUGUCUGGGAUGUGGGGAGCCCCUCUGCCCGGCCGCCCCGUCUGGGAAGUGAGGAGCGCCUCUGCCCGGCCGCCAUCCCAUAUAGGAAGUGAGGAGCACCUCUGCCCGGCCGCCCCUUCUGGGAAGUGAGCAGAGCCUCUGCCCAGCCGCCCCGUCUGGGAGGUGAGGAGCGCCUCCGCCCGGCCGCCACCCCGUCUGGGAGGUGAGGAGCGCCUCUGCCCGGCCGCCACCCUGUCUGGGAGGAAGUGAGGAGCGCCUCUGCCCGGCCGCCACCCCCUCUGGGCGGAAGUGAGGAGCGCCUCUGCCCGGCCGCCCCGUCUGGGAAGUGAGGAGCACCUCUGCCUGGCUGCCACCCCGUCUGGAAGGAAAUGAGGAGCGCCUCUACCUGGCUGCCCUGUCUGGGAGGUGAGGAGCGCCUCUGCCCGGCCGCCACCCUUUCUGGGAGGAAGUGAGGAGCGCCUCUGCCUGGCCUCCCCGUCUAGGAAGUAAGGAGCACCUCUGCCCGGCCGCCCCGUCUGGGAGGUGAGGAGUGCCUCUGCCCAGCCGCCACCCCGUCUGGGAGGAAGUGAGGAGCGCCUCUGCCCGGCCGCCACCCUUUCUGGGAGUAAGUGAGGAGCGCCUCUGCCCAGCCGCCCCGUCUGGGAAGUGAGGAGCGCCUCUGCCCAGCCGCCCCGUCUGGGAAGUGAGGAGCGCCUCUGCCCGGCCGCCCCGUCUAGGAAGUGAGGAGCGCCUCGCCCGGCCGCCCCGUCUGGGAGGUGAGGAGUGCCUCUGCCCGGCCGCCACCCUUUCUGGGAGGAAGUGAGGAGCGCCUCUGCCCGGCCGCCCCGUCUGGGAAGUGAGGAGUGCCUCUGCCCGGCCGCCCCAUCUGGGAGGUGAGGAGCGCCUCUGCCCGGCCGCCCCGUCUGGGAGGUGUACCCAACAGCUCCGAAGAGACAGCGACCAUCGAGAACGGGCCAUGAUGACGAUGGCAGUUUUGUUGAAAAGAAAAGGGGGAAAUGUGGGGAAAAGAAAGAGAGAUCAGAUUGUUACUAUGUCUGUGUAGAAAGAAGUAGGCAUAGGAGACUCCAUUUUGUUCUGUACUAGGAUAAAUUCUUCUGCCUUGGGAUGCUGUUGAUCCAUGGCCUUGCCCCCAGCCCCGCGCUCUCUGAAACAUGUGCUGUGUCAACUCAGGGUUAAAUGGAUUAAGGGCGGUGCAAGAUGUGCUUUGUUAAACAGCUGCUUGAAGGCAGCAUGCUCUUUAAGAGUCAUCACCACUCCCUAAUCUCAAGUACCCAGGGACACAAACACUGCAGAAGGCCACAAGGACCUCUGCCUAGGAAAACCAGAGACCUUUGUUCAUGUGUUUAUCUGCUGACCUUCUCUCCAUUAUUAUCCUAUGACCCUGCCAUAUUCCCCUCUCCGAGAAACACCCAAGAAUGAUCAAUAAAUACUUAAUUAAAAAAAAAAAAAGCAAAAAAAAAAAAAUUAUUCUAACACACUGACCUUUGCUUUUGAGUAAUAUGAAAAUACCUAGAAAACUUACUGGAAUUCUUACUAUACAUUUUCUUUGUUGGUUAUUGAUCUUAUUGAACAAGGCAGCCAUCCUGCACCUGACAAACCCUGGCCUGAACCCCUUAACUCAGACAUCUAGCUGUGGGCCCCUGUUCUUUUCCAGAAAGUUUCUAGUAGUCUGGUAAUUUAGCAACCAUGCUUGUUCAAGGCUGAGCUGAUUUGAAGAUGUCUUUUUAAAUUGUAAUUAAAGACAGCCCUCCUCAUCUGUGGGUUCCACAUGGGCAGAUUCAGCCAACCGUGUGGGUUGAAAAUACUUGAAAAAACAAACAAAAAUGAUACAACAAUAAAAAGUAGGCCAGGCAUGAUGGCUCACACCUAUAAUCCCAGCACUUUGGAAGGCCGAGGCGGGCAGAUCACCUGAGGUCAGGAGUUCAAGACCAACCUGGUCACCAUGGUGAAAACCCAUCUCUACUAAAAAUACAAAAAAUUAGCUGGGGCAUGGUGGUGUGGGUCUGUAAUCCCAGCUACUCUGGGGCUCAGGUGGGAGAAUUGCUUGAACCCAGGAGGCAGAGGUUGCAGUGAGCCAAAAUCACACCACUGCACUCUAGCCUGGGCGACCAAGCAAGACUGUAUCAAAUAAAUAAAUACAAAUUUUUAAAAAUCACAAAUAAAAUACAGUAGUGUAACAAUUACUUGCAUAGCAUUUAUAUUAUAUUAGGUAUUAUAAGUAAUUUAGAGAUGUUUUUUAAAGUAUAACCAGGAGGAUGUGUGUAGGCAACCUGCAUAUACUAUACCAUUUUAUACCAGGGACUUGAGUAUUUGUGGAUUUUGGUGUCUG
This is a messenger RNA of Pongo pygmaeus (Bornean orangutan), 5088 nucleotides long. RefSeq names its product AAA ATPase AFG2B (gene AFG2B). NCBI's taxonomy places the organism in Eukaryota, Metazoa, Chordata, Mammalia, Primates, Hominidae. The transcript has 9 exons. The coding region runs from base 95 to 2407 and encodes 770 amino acids. Gene Ontology annotation, cellular component: nucleus; VCP-NPL4-UFD1 AAA ATPase complex; cytosol. Gene Ontology annotation, molecular function: ATP binding; polyubiquitin modification-dependent protein binding; ATP hydrolysis activity. The record is from RefSeq and is a predicted model, not a curated record. Gene Ontology annotation, biological process: mitotic spindle disassembly; autophagosome maturation; retrograde protein transport, ER to cytosol.